GGAACGUCAGCUCCCCAUUCGCUUGUUGACAACGAAUGCCUGCACCCCCGCGCAGCAUGGGGAAGACUAACAACGUACUUCGGCUGCCUCACGUUUUCGUGACAGUUCAGAACAGAUUUACGUGACAGCUCAGGACAGCGUUUGCGUGACAGCUCACGUUCAGGUGAAGCGCCUUCCUUUCAUAGACACUGGUUGACAUCUGUAACAAUAUGGAGAGGAUGCUACCGGAUGAAGUAGAUGACAGCAAAGUCUCCAGCAGUGGCAACUCCAAUUGUUCAACUAGGCCGUGUAGUUCACCAAUCACCGAUGCUUCUCGGACCACGGAUGUCUACGUCGUACAGAGCAACGAAAACUUCACCGAGAAAGUACGAGAGAACACUCCUGAGAACCUUCCCCUCGCCUUUGAGAAACCAACGCCGUUCUCUCGAAUAUACCACUACGUUUAUCUCGCUCGUCUAGAAAUUUUUUUCUUCGCCUACAUAUUCAGCCGCUUUAUGGUAAGCACGCCCAUAGGGGACCUCUUGCUUCACAAGGCCUGUCUGAACAGCCUGCAGUACAAUGCUUCCAUAUGUGAACAGUUGGAUCGCUAUCCCGACGUUAAGGACGCUGCAGAGAAAAUCGGCAGCAACUGCGGAAUGUUCAGGGUCAUUAUUUCCUUCGCUCCUUCGGCAGUCAUCGCUAUCUUCAUCGGCCCCUGGUGCGACAAGUAUGGCUACAAGACUCCAUUACUGAUAAGCAACGCCGGUUGCAUCAUCAGCACCACCUUGGUUCUUGCGACUGCUUACAUGAUGGCCCUACCUUUGUACUACGAUGUCCUAGCUGCGAUACCGGACGGUCUUAGUGGAGGCUUCAUCGCUGUCUUCAUGGCUGUGUACAGUGAAGCCACCGUAACGACUAAGGGAGGUCAGAGGCGCACAAAGUUUUUCCUUUUAAGUUUAUGCUUCAGUGCCGCAUUUCCGCUGGGUGGGCUCAUCGGUGGACAAAUCUACGGUCGAUUUGGCAUCUGCGUCGUUUUGCGGGCAUCCAUCUGUCUGUUAGUGAUCUGCCAACUUUGGGUUACGUUUGUAUUGACUGUGCCCGAAAGUGUGAAACUGCUGAAUCAUAGCUCAUGGACGAAGCUCCGCUCUUUCUUCAAGCUCGAGAACCUUGUGGAUGGGUUCCGGACGUGUGUACGAGAUAGACCCGGCACGGGGAAAGCACAGUUGUGGCUGAUAUUUGCAGCGCAAUCCCUCAUGAUCGUGGACAUGACGGCCUCAACCGUGGCCUACUACUUUGUGCGAAAGAUGUACUCUUGGAGCGUGGCCUACUACACCACAGUGAGCGCUGUGUCUUCGGGGGUCACGUACGCAUUCUACUUUCCCACCAUGUUUCUCUUCACCCGGGUGCUGCACGUAUCAGAUCUGUGGAUGGCUGCCGUAGGAACUUUCUUCGCUGUCGCCCAGUUCGUUAUAUGCGGGCUAGCUUACAAGGACUGGUUAUAUUACGUUCAGUUUGCCGUUGGCAUCCCUACGUUUUUAGGUAGCGUGGGCAUCCGAACUCACCUGUCGAAAAUCGUGGAAGGCCAUGAAAUCGGAAAGGUGUUCUCGUUCUUCGCAUGCUUCGAGUCCAUCCUUCCAAUUGCUGGAGAGGUCGUAUUCACCAAGAUCUUCCAGUGGUCUCUUGACUUCUUCCCAGGAAUGGUGUACCUCACAGCAGCUGCCCUUUCAUUCUGCGCCGUUCUGUUGCUCGGGUAUUGCAUCCACAUUUCGAGUCAUUCAUACGCUCCAAUGGAUGAAGAGAACGAAAGCAUUUGUGAAGACAAUUGCAACAUCAACACCUGAGCGUUUCUGCUGAGUGCUAUGUGUGAGAACCGACCACGGACUAUGCUUUGGCCAUAUUUGGGACAUGUUCCAACAUUAUCUUAUCGAUCCCGUCGAAGCUGUCCUGAACUCCGCUUCCAGAUUUAUCCUAUGUAACUGUGAUUUUAAUGCAUCCACAAUGGCAAUAAAAACCGAACCUGACGUAUUAAGUCUUUCAAUUCAGCUUCCUGACUGUGUUUCUUAUACAAAAUGUUUCUUCGCUCUUCAUCUGUUUCGACUUUUGAUGUCUCUGCCCCGCUUAGAUUGUUCUUUUAAGUUAAAGUGUCCUCCCUGUCAAACACUAGCUUUUUCAGAAAUCUCUCGUGGCACGUACCAUGAAAGAACGGAACUCUCUUCUUCAACUCAGCACAAGACUAAAACAAUUUAAAGACGUGCUUUUUCAUUAUUCACUCACGUGUAACACCUGAUUAUAUUUUGUAUUCUACGCUUGCUCAUUUAUCAACGUCUACAAACAUUUUGUGAAUGUUAUCAUUUUUUGUUGUUGCUGUUAAUUUAGUUUUGAUUGUUGUCGUGUCAAUAUGUGGUCAUGAAGAGUUACGUAUACCCUUUGUAUAUCCAUGACAUAUGUCCAACUUCUUUCUCCAAUGCCCUCUUUGGGCCCUGAAUGUACCUAAAUAGCACAAAUAACUGAAUAUUUAAAAUGCUGAAUAUGUAAUAUAUGCAUGUGCAAUACAAGAAAUAAAGGCACCAAACAUCUGC
This is a messenger RNA of Ornithodoros turicata, 2558 nucleotides long. RefSeq lists its product as uncharacterized. Gene Ontology annotation, cellular component: membrane. Gene Ontology annotation, biological process: transmembrane transport. Lineage: Eukaryota; Metazoa; Arthropoda; Arachnida; Ixodida; Argasidae. The transcript is spliced from 7 exons. The record is from RefSeq and is a predicted model, not a curated record. Gene Ontology annotation, molecular function: transmembrane transporter activity. Bases 210 to 1820 code for a protein of 536 amino acids.